This is a messenger RNA of Xiphias gladius (swordfish), 2431 nucleotides long. It is a transcript of the gene chadlb, whose product is annotated as chondroadherin-like b. Gene Ontology annotation, cellular component: extracellular matrix. The coding region runs from base 104 to 2431 and encodes 775 amino acids. Lineage: Eukaryota; Metazoa; Chordata; Actinopteri; Istiophoriformes; Xiphiidae. Gene Ontology annotation, molecular function: protein binding. The record is from RefSeq and is a predicted model, not a curated record. The transcript is spliced from 11 exons.
CAGCCGGGGGCAGAGCAGCAGAGGGAGCCGAGACCGUGAGAGUGUCAACAGCCAGUAAACGACCUGCAGCCGGACGGAUCCACGACGGAACCACGGUGAGUUAAUGUACUCCCGUCUCUCUCCUGACGCCCUCUGGGUUCCACUGCUCAGUCUGCUGCUCCUCUGCAUACCUGCAGCGCACACAGCUAAAUGUCCCCAGCAGUGUGUGUGUGACCAGAUCCAGCUCACUGUGACCUGUGCCAACAAGAACCUCACCCAAGUUCCUCCCACUGUUGAUGAGAUCACAGUGAAAUUAGAUCUUCGAGGUAAUGACAUCCAGGAACUUCCCACAAGGGCUUUCAAACACACGCCCUACCUGACUCACCUGUCGCUGCAGCGUUGUAACAUCCGUAGGGUGAAGGAGGGGGCCUUCCGCGGCCUUGGACGCUUGGUCUUCCUCAACCUGGCCAACAACAACAUCGAGAUCCUCUACCAGGAGUCGUUCGAUGGUCUGUCCUCACUGAAGCAGCUUAUGAUUGAUCGCAACCGUGUGGAGGAGAUCCAGCCUGGAGCUUUCUCUCAGCUGGGCUUCCUCAACCUGCUCUCCAUCACGCACAAUAGGCUGGUCUACAUCCCCAACCUUGCCUUCCAGGGCUUGCAGAACAUCAAAUGGCUUCGUCUCAGUCACAACUCUCUAAACUACCUGGACACAGAGGCCUUUGCUGGUCUCUUCACACUCACCCGUCUCAGUCUGGAUCACAAUGAGCUGCAGUUUUUUCCCACUGAGACCAUGACUAGAUUGCCAGAGGUGACCCGUCUGGAUCUUAGCUAUAACCCAAUGACUUACCUUGGAGAAGAGGCAGUGUCCAUGACAAAGCUCACCCACCUCUUCCUGGACCACAUGUCCCUGCAGGACAUGGCUAACACAGCUGUUUCGAAAUCCCCCAGCCUCACCCACCUGGACAUCAGCUACAACCAGCUGCGUGUCAUCCAGCCCCUCUCUGAAGGUUCACCCAAGCCGGCACGCCUCAACCUGGCUGGGAACCCCAUCUACUGCAACUGCUAUCUGCGUCCGCUCAGGGAGUGGGCAAUCCGUAGCAAGGUGAAGCUGAUGGGGACAUGCGGAGGACCAGCCCAUCUCUCUGGAGAAAACCUGGAGGCCGUCCACCCUCCAGAGCUGCGCUGCCAGAGCCAGGAGGCCAUGCUGAAGGCCGAGUUCGAGGAAGCAACCAGGAUCACACCGCCACCCACUGAAGAGCCAGAGAACAAAGUCAAGUGUCCUGCCAACUGUGUCUGUGAGGCUGAGACGCAUCACUCUUCGUGUGAAAACCGCAGUCACACCAAAGUUCCUCGGGGUUUCUCACCCAACACGCGCCUCCUGGACCUGCGUGGUAACCACUUCCACUACAUCCCUAGCAACAGCUUCCCAGGUGUCGCCCAGGUUGUGUCCCUGCACCUGCAGCGCUGCAAGAUUGUGGAGGUGGAAGGCGGGGCUUUCAGUGGGAUGAAAGGACUGAUCUACCUGUACCUGUCAGAGAAUGACCUCACUUCCCUCAGCCCUGAUGCCUUUAAAGGUCUCCCUCAACUGACUUACCUCCACCUGGAGAAUAACCGCUUCACCAGCUUCCCUAAAGGAGCAUUCAAACUGGUGCCCAGCCUGCUAGCGCUUCACUUGGAGAACAACGCCAUCACCAAGCUGGAGCCGGGCAUAUUGACCGGGGCAGAGGGUCUCAGAGCUCUCUACCUCACGGGGAACGCCAUUGAUCACGUGUCGCCCAGGGCUCUGGAUCACACCAGUGACCUUGAUACGCUCCACCUGGGAGGAAACAAGCUGAAGGAGGUGCCCACCGAAGCACUGAGCAAGGCAGGGAACCUCAGAGACCUGAGGCUGUCUGGGAAUUCAAUUCGCUGGGUGGGGCCAAAUGCUUUUCAACCACUGGAGAGGUCGCUGAAGGAGCUGUAUCUAGAUAACAUGGGACUGGAAAAGAUGUCACAGAACUCCCUCGCAGGACUGGGUCCAGGGUUGAGAAGUCUAUUCCUGGAGGGCAACCAGCUGGAGGAGGUGCCUGACUUCCACCCUCUCACUUCUUUGGAGGUCAUCAACCUGGCUGACAAUCCUCUGAUGUGUGACUGCCCUCUGCUGCCACUGCGCUUGUGGAUUGAAAAAGUCAACCUGAAGGUACGAGCCACCUGUGCCAAUCCCCCUGAGCUGAGGAGUCGCAGGGUCAAGGACGUCCACGUCUUUAAAGCCUGCCCUGGAGGAGAGAGCCUCCCCUCGACCCCUACAGUCACCCCAAAGUCCGCUAAGGCACCCAAGGCAACCAAACCCAAACCAAUGCACCUCAAUGGCCUUAGGCAUGUCAAAAUGCUGAAAGUCAAAACCAAACUUCGCAAGAGUCCAGACACCAAACAGGCAGCAGGCAAGAAAACCAAGAAACGCAGUAUGGCUUGA